AGAACGAAUUGAAUUGAAAUCACCUCCAAAUGAUAUCUGUUGGAACCAGCUGAUCGAAUUACAGAAGAGGAACAAGAAGAAAAGAUGAUAGUGGAGCUGAAACAGGGCCUUCUCAGAUGGAAUCCCUACAGUUUUCCUCUUGUUCUAUCCCCUCCCGCUAUUUCCCAUAAACCCAAUUCAUUGAAAAUCUACGCUGUAGUUGAAUCGAUGAACGGAAGCAUCGAAAGAAAUCAUCAUGAGGGUCUAACGGCUAAAGAGAAAAGGCAACUGAGAAACAGCAGGAGAGAAAGCAAAGCCUCAAACUGGAAAGAAGAGGUGGAGGAGAGGUUUAUUAAGAAACCCAAGAAGCAGCAUGUUUCUUGGACAGAAGAGCUCAACCUUGAUAAACUUGCAUUGUUGGGUCCUCAAUGGUGGGUUGUUAGGGUCUCCAGAAUGGCUGGACCUGAUACUUAUGAACGCCUGGCCCGGUUACUGGCUAAGAAAUUCCCAACCAUGGAUUUCAAGGUUUAUGUUCCUUCUGUCCAAGUGAAGAAGAAAUUAAAAAAUGGAACACUCUCAGUGAAACCAAAAUCAGUUUUCCCUGGAUGUGUCUUUCUGAGGUGUGUACUAAAUAAAGACGUGCAUGAUUUUGUAAGGGACGAAAUUGAUGGCAUUGGAGGCUUUGUUGGAGCGAAGGUGGGAAAUACAAAGCGGCAGAUCAACAAACCAAGGCCGGUGGACUCAGAAGACAUGGAAGCAAUAUACGAGCGUGUAAAGCAUGAGCAAGAUGAAGCAGAUCGUGCUUUCUUGGAAGAACAAGGACAGGAAUCUUCGGACUCUGAGAAGCUGAAUGUGGAUACUAAUUCUGCUUCCUCGUCUUCUGUAGAAUCCGAGUCUAAUACCCCUGUGAAGGCUCGUGGACGGCGGAAAAAAGCUACAGCAUCUGGGGAUCAGUUGGUCGGAUCCGAAUUUAAACUUCCAAAACCAGGCUCGACAGUACAAGUUGUAUCUGGGGCUUUUGCAGGAUUUUCAGGCAUCCUAAAGAAGUUUGACAUUAAUACAGGAUUGGUGACUGUUAGUUUGACAUUGUUCGGCAAAGAAACUUUAGCUGACUUGAAGGUGAAUGAGAUUACAGCGGGGCCAGAAGCUCAAUAGCAAGUUUAUUAUGGUGUAAGUUCAUGCAUACAGCGGAGGCAGAAGGUCAAUAGCGCGUUCACAAUGGUGUAAGUUUAUGCGUUCAUGUAUUUUUUGUAACCCUGAUAUGGUAGUUACGUGUUUGCAAAUCUGUAAUAGCUCCCCCAUUCCUACACUGCACAUAUGCAUGGACACGCUUUGCCUGGUCAAGGUAACACUUAGAUCGUAGUGUCCAUGGUACAUGCUGAAUUUUACAGCAUAGAAUGGGGAUACCGCGGGUGCUAGAAGUGCUUCUGGGAUCUUUGUUUACGAGUCAAUCUCAACAGCUUUAGAUCCCACGGCAGAUCCAUAUUAAAGCAUAACCUCACCACCUGCAAUGACGAUGUACUGUGGAAACUUUCACUUUUACCCCCACUGUGUAAGGCCGGUUAUUCAUGUUGCAUCAAAUAAUCAUAAUCAAACCUAUUGGGAAGGAUCACUAUAAAGUUGAUCCCCGCAGGCUUCCUCAUCUGGUAUUCUUCUCUGCUGCAGAUACAUAUAUUCGGCCGUUCUUUCGUAAGGUCCUACGCUUUUUUUUUUUUUUGUUUAACAAAGAAGUCACCGAAUUCAAGAACUGUGUAUAUCACUACUGUUCUACUACUAGAGGUGUUGCUCAAUCUUUAAUUUUUAUUUUAUUUUUAUUUUCACUAAAAAACAUUGCGAACAGAGUAAUUUGUGGCAAACCAGCAGGCAUGUAUAGCUUUCCCGGGCACAGAAUUUGAUCACCGGUAAUUUCUCGAAGUUGGAUCCUUGUAAAAUGUCAACUAGGGACACCUGCAACGGUUCUUGAAGAUUGGGGCUGUAUGCUUCUGAAAAGAUCAGAAAAACUAACAAAAUCUGAAGUUUCUGUAUUGCUUCAAUGACGACACGAACCAGAAGAAAACAGAAACUGAACCGAAUAGAUGAAUCGAAAGAUAAGAAAGAUCACAUGCAAGAAUGAUUGGUGUUGAACUACUGGUACGUUGCUUGUUGUCGGUUGAAGUUGAGCAAUCACCACCAAAUCAUCAUCAUCAUCCCCAAAGGAAGGAAGUCACAACUCACAGGUGACGCCAUUAUUUUUCCGUUUCCUUACCAAUUUUUGACGGGACCAACACCCAUGCUUCUUUUAUUUUUCUUCUUCGGAACCCUUUCAUUAAUUAACACAGCAUAUUAUGGAUCAGAGAGGUCCAUGCCAACCCAAAAGACCAAAGUACAUCCGGCAACCCCACACGGUCACACCAUCUUCCCAUUUUCCCCGUGACUAACAUUCAAAGUUUCCUGGUGUCUAUUUCAAUAGCGUCAAAGUAAUCCUUUGCGUCAUUUUAAUUUAUAAUAAUUACUCCCUCCGUUACAUACUUAUCGUCCAGUUUAGAUUUUCAUUUUUAGUUUAAAUUGUAGUAAGUAAAAUUUCAAAUUAGACAAUAAUUUUGAGACAGAGGGAGUACUAUUAUUGUACUAUUUUAAUUCUAACAUAUUUAGAUUAUCAAAAAUGGACAAAAGAGUAUCCUUCUUCUCUCUUUGACGAAUAAAUUUGUAAUAUGCUUGAAAUGUAAAGUAGACAUAAUGUAUUGUGCAAGUUUGAUAAUCGACAACAUCAUCGCAUUUGAUUCAGUAUCCAUGCCCUCCAAUUAAAUGGGCGAACUACUUAAAUAUUGGUUUAUUGUAACCCGG
Oldenlandia corymbosa var. corymbosa is the source of this 2802-nucleotide messenger RNA. The record is from the annotation of a GenBank genome assembly. Lineage: Eukaryota; Viridiplantae; Streptophyta; Magnoliopsida; Gentianales; Rubiaceae.